AUGGCUUCUUUAUUAAGUUCAAUUGCCAAGGCAAUCAAACCAGAAACCCAACAGAAGAAGGAAAAAGCACAGCAAAAGGCUGCUGCUGAAAGAGCUGCUGCUAAAAAGACUAGAAGAGUCUCUAACAAGGAAAAGAGAAGUGUCAUUUACGACAGAGCUGCUAAAUACCAAAAGGAGUAUACUGAUGCUGAAAGAUCAGUUAUCCAAGCCAAGAGAGAUGCUAAAGCUUCUGGUUCAUACUAUGUUGAUGCUCAACCAAAAUUGGUUUUCAUUGUGAGAAUCAAAGGUAUUAUGAAAAUUCCACCAAAACCAAGAAAAGUUUUGCAAUUGUUGAGAUUGACCCAAAUCAACUCUGGUGUCUUUGUAAGAUUAACCAAAGCUACAUCCGAAUUGAUCAAAUUGGCUGAACCAUACAUUGCUUACGGUUACCCAUCAUUGUCAACCAUCAGACAAUUGGUUUACAAGAGAGGUUACGGUAAAGUCAACAAACAAAGAAUCGCUUUGUCUGACAAUGCUAUCAUUGAAGCUAACUUGGGUAAAUACGAUAUCUUGUCCAUUGAAGAUUUGAUUCACGAAAUCUACACUGUUGGACCAAACUUUAAGCAAGUCAACAACUUCUUAUGGCCAUUCAAAUUGUCUAACCCAAAUGGUGGUUUCAGAUCAAGAAAAUUCCAACACUUUAUCCAAGGUGGUGAUACUGGUAACAGAGAAGAAUUCAUCAAUGCUUUGGUUAAACAAAUGAACUAA
Lodderomyces oxycetoniae is the source of this 747-nucleotide messenger RNA. Its product is annotated as 60S ribosomal protein uL30. The record is from RefSeq and is a predicted model, not a curated record. Gene Ontology annotation, molecular function: RNA binding; structural constituent of ribosome. The transcript has 3 exons. Gene Ontology annotation, biological process: maturation of LSU-rRNA from tricistronic rRNA transcript (SSU-rRNA, 5.8S rRNA, LSU-rRNA). The coding region runs from base 1 to 747 and encodes 248 amino acids. NCBI's taxonomy places the organism in Eukaryota, Fungi, Ascomycota, Pichiomycetes, Serinales, Debaryomycetaceae. Gene Ontology annotation, cellular component: cytosolic large ribosomal subunit.